Molecule: messenger RNA, 1671 nt
Organism: Peronospora belbahrii
Lineage: Eukaryota; Oomycota; Peronosporomycetes; Peronosporales; Peronosporaceae
Source: the annotation of a GenBank genome assembly
AUGGCUCUUCAGAGGCUUACGACAUCAAUUGCGCUACUCUCUCUUGGUGUGACUGCUUCAAACUGGCAUGGUAUACCUCUUGAAUUACAGCAAAAACUCCGUGCUGCGUCGAAUUUCAUUUGUGACAAUGGACAGCAGCGUCUAGAUCUCUCGCGACUGAAUGAUAAUUAUUGUGACUGUGAGGACGGUAGUGACGAGCCUGGUACGUCAGCGUGCUCGCAUACAGCCGCAGUGUUUCACUGUGUCAACGCUGGCUUUUUCUCUGCUGAUAUCCCGACAUCACAUGUCAAUGACGGUGUUUGUGACUGCUGUGACGGCUCGGACGAGUACGAAAGCGGCACGUGCGCUUCGCACUGCUAUGAAAUGAUGCAGAGCGUUGUGGCGGAGAGAAAGGAUCAGAUUGAACAGGUGGAGAAAGGUCUCGAGGAUCGUAUUGCUUUGGUUGCGAAGAGUCAGGAACUUUGGGACGAGGAGGAGAAGAAGCAGCAGCAGCUGAAUGUCUCGAUCGCCUCGCUGCGGGUGAUGGUGGAGCAAAUGGAAGCAAGGAAUGAGCAUGAGGAACGAGCGGAGCAAGAAGAGAAGGAGCGUCUCAUUGCGGAAAGAAAGCAGGAAAUCUUGAUCCAGCUGGGAUUACUUGAUUUGACCAAGGAGCAGUUGACGUCGAUCAUUGUAGAGAUUGGACGCGAGGGCAUGUCAGCCAAGCGUGAUCUGCUUCCGAUUAUUCGCAGCGAGCGCAAAAGGACUGCUGAUGGAGGGAAAGAGCUGUCCAGUACACCGAUGGACGAGCAAGACAAGGCUUUCCAAGAGCGUGACGAUGCUCGUCAGAAGGAGACACGUCGCAUUCAGGCGUUGAUUGAAGAGCGGGAGAAAGAGAAGGAGAAGAAGGCUCAAGAGAAAGCGGAAGAAGAAGAAGAUGACGAUGAAACGCCCGAGGACAUUGCUGAACAUGUUGAAAUAACAUUGGAGCAUGAAACUGAAGCGGAGGAUGUUAAUGAAGCGCAAGAUCCUGAGGAAGAAGACUUGACGCUUCCCAAAGUAGAGACUCAUCCUGUAGAUCUCUUGUAUGACGAGCUGGCAGCCAGCGAGCGUUACGAACGAAGUCAAGCUGUGUUGACCCGGAAGCAACUUGAAGAUACAAAGAAAGAGCUCAAGGAGGAGGAAAAAAAGCUAGUUGAGGCGCAAAGACUGAUGGACAAGGAUUACGGUGUGGACAAUGUGUUUUUCGGACUGCGCGACAAGUGCGUAGAAUCGGACGCAGGUCAAUACAAAUACAAGGUCUGCUUUUUCGGUACAGCGACCCAAGAUUUUGUCAAGCUGGGCGAUAUGGAGGAGAUCAAUGGCUCCAAGGUGUCAGAUAGUGAGAAAUCUGGUGAGAGCUCUUCUCACUCAUCCGAAGACCUUGCAGCAACUGGAACAAUUGUGAAAGAAAUUAAAUUUUUGAACGGUCACGCGUGCUGGAAUGGUCCGACGCGAUCGCUGACAGUGAAACUGGAAUGUGGUCCGGAUCCAAUGGAGCUCUAUGACAUUGAAGAGCCUAGUAUGUGCGUGUACACAGCAAAGUUGCGCACACCGGCUGUAUGUAGUGAGGACGAUCGUGAACAGAUUCUGACGUUUAUUGACGCGCGGAUUGCACCUCAUUACAUCGAGAUUGAGGUUCCGCCCACGCUGUAA